UGGAAGGUGCUAUCUUACGUCAUGGUGGAGGGGUUCCCGGAAGCGUGUGUAUGGGAGGCCGGCUAACUGGAGAGGGAGAGCAAUUCACUAGCAUCCUUUUCUCAGGGACAGAAGCUGAAGUACCGGGGCAGAACUGUAUAUGAGCAGACAUGCUGUCCCCGCUCAUACUUUGCUUCUUCUCCCUUACCCUAGCCAGCGCUCUGGCUCAGGUACCAACCAAAGGAGUCACAGCAAGCUUAGCAGCAAAGUGGCCAGCGAGCCCGUUCUUACUGGAGGCCAGCGAGUUUAUAGCAGAAGAAGGCAAUGAUAAAUUCUGGCAGUUUUUGGCAACCGUGCAGGAGCUUACAAUUUAUAAGAACAAAGAUACAGAAUAUUCUUACUACUCCCUGAUUUUAAAGAAAGCAGCCCAGUUCCUGUCAGAUCUGCAGAUCGCACUGCUAAAAUUUGCUUUUUCUAUAAGAGCGUAUUCUCCAACAGUCCAGAUGUUUCAACAGAUUGCUGCUGAUGAGUCCCCUCCGGAAGGUUGUAGUGCAUUUGUUGCUGUCCAUGGGAUGCACACCUGUAAACCAAGUCAGAUUAAGAAACUCCUGAAAGAGGCAUCCGAGAGACCAAGACCUUAUCUUUACAAAACAGAUCACAUAUUUCCAACUCUUAGCAAAACUGCACCAGUAGUAAUUCUGUAUGCAGAGGUGGGCACAAAGGAGUUUGCUAAAUUUCAUAAAACGCUGGCUGAAAAAGCAGAGAGUGGUGAAAUAAUCUAUGUACUUAGGCACUACAUACAGCAUCCAGGUACAAGGAAGGUACAAUUAUCUGGCUAUGGAGUAGAACUUGCCAUAAAAAGCACAGAGUACAAGGCAAUGGAUGACACGAAGGUUGAAGCAAACAAUUCCUCACCAAAGACUGACGAUGGAAUUGCGGAAGAGGUUCAAGGAUUUUAUUUUGAUAGAUUAAUGCAAAUGUACCCAGAUCUGAAAGAGAAUCUGGUAGACUUUCGCAAGCAUCUUAUUGAAAGUACUCAUGAAAUGGUACCUCUGAAAGUUUGGGAGUUACAAGAUCUGAGCUUUCAAGCAGCAUCUAAAAUUGUAUCUACACCUGUAUAUGAAGCACUGAAAGUUUUAAGAGACACGAGCCAGAACUUUCCUAUUAAAGCAAGGUCGCUUACCAGAAUUGCAUUAAAUCAGGAAAUGAAAAAGGAGAUUGAAGAAAACCAGAAGCAUUUGUCAGAAACAUUUGGAAUUCAUCCUGGGGAUGCAAGUCUUUAUAUAAAUGGUCUUCACAUUGAUUUGGAUGUUCAUAAUUCAUUCAGCAUUUUGGAAACCCUUAAAAAUGAAGGAAAAACCCUGAAUGGCCUCUCUGCUUUGGGAAUAAAUAAUGAAGAUCUUAGUAAAUUUUUAAGAAUACAAGUGCACUCAGGUGAUGAAAACUAUGCAUUGGAUAUCCGACAUUCCUCAAUAACAUGGAUCAAUGAUAUUGAGACAGAUCACAUGUACUCCCCAUGGCCAUCGAGUGUCCAAGAACUACUGAGGCCAGCAUUCCCUGGAGUAAUUCGCCCAAUCAGGCGGAACUUCUUCAAUCUGGUUUUGUUUGUGGACCCUGUUCAAGAGUAUGCAGCUGAUUAUGUGAAGCUCGCAGAAUUAUUUUACCGACACAAUGUUCCUUUAAGGAUUGGAUUUGUUUUUGUUGUGAACUCUGAUGAAGAAAGCAACACAGGGGAGGAUGCAGGUGCAGCCUUCUUGAAAGCAUUUAACUACAUAGUAGAAGAAUCUGACAGCGCUCAAGCAUUUUCUUCCAUCAUUAAUAUGUAUAAUAAAGUAGAUGAUGGUGAAACACUUACUGUAGACAUGAUAAAGUCUGUCUUGAAGUAUGAUCUUCCGAAGAUGGAUAUUGAGCAAGUUAUGGGUUUACACUCUGAAUACAGCAACAAACUAAAGGCAGGAGCAACCUUUUAUAAGAAGAGUGGGCUGGGUCCAUUGCCUCAAGUUCUAUUUAAUGGUGUGCCCUUUAACAGUGAAGAGAUGGAUAUAGAAGAGAUGGAGACUGUUAUUCUUCAGAAAAUCUUGGACGCCACAGGGUUUUUUCAGAGGGCAGUGUUCAUGGGUCUUCUCUCUGACCAGUUGGAUGCUGUGGAUUUUCUUAUGGAUCAGCCUAGUGUGGUUUCAAGAAUCAAUCCUUCUAUUCUUACCAGUGAAAAGAAUUAUAUUAAUUUUAUUUCAACACCAGUUGCAGCGAAAUAUACUUUACAUGAGUUUGAUACUUUUUCCUUCCUGGACUCACAAGACAAGAGUGCUGUAAUUGCAGAACACAUGAAAUAUUUAACCAAAGAGGAUGAGGAUGUAAUUCAUGGAGUCACCAUCUGGAUUAUUGCUGAUUUUGACAAGCCAUCUGGUAGACAACUGCUUGCUAAAGCUUUAAAACACAUGCAAAAGACAAGCAUAACAAGACUUGGAAUUUUAAACAAUCCCACUGUUAAAAUGACUGAGGAGAACACACUUAUAUCCAGAGCUUUGUGGGCAUCUCUUCUUACCCAGAAAAGUCAAAAUAUGCUCAAGUUUUUUAAAAGACUUGCAAAGGAGGAAACAGCAGAAGCACUUCUUAAUGGAAGGAAAAUAAAGGAUUUCAUAGUAUCAGAAAUAGAUGAUGAUGCAUUUGAGAAAAAAUAUAAUACAAUGGGAUUAGAUGUGCUUCGUACUCAGGAACUUUAUUGUCGAGAGGUUCUUAAACUGCUUCCUGGGCAGAUGGCUACAGUCAGUAAUGGACGGCUUUUGAGUUCCAUUGACGCAGAUGAAUUUAGCGAGGAAGAUUUUCAUUUACUAGAGAAGAUUACAUACUCUACCUCUGCAGAAAAGAUAAAGAACCUUGUGAAGAAGACAACAACAUUGCCAAAUCGUGCUGCCAGUGAUUUGGUGAUGAAGGUGGAUUCACUUCUCUCAUCUGUGCCCAAAGGGGAGUCGAGACAAGAUGUUAACCUCAUAAAACAAAAACAUAGUUUGGUGAAGGUUGAGCCUGAAGAUGCUGGGCCAUUCUUUGAUGUGUUCGCCAUAGUUGACCCUCUAUCAAGAGAAGCUCAGAUGAUGUCGCAUUUUCUAAUUGUACUUGGUCGAUUAAUAAAUAUGAAAUUGACCAUGUUCAUGAACUGUAAAUCCAAAUUGUCAGAAAUGCCUUUAAAAAGUUUUUACAGACUUGUCCUUGAGCCGGAAGUGACAUUCCUAAGAAACAAUAGCCUUUCUAUGGGACCAUCUGCAAAAUUCUUGGAUAUGCCAGAAUCUGCUCUGCUCACACUGAACAUGAUUACUCCUGAAAGCUGGAUUGUGGAAGCUGUUCAGAGUUCAUGUGAUCUUGAUAAUAUUCAUCUUCAAGAUAUAGAUGGGAUUGUUACAGCAAAUUAUGAGCUAGAAUAUUUAUUACUGGAAGGCCACUGCUUUGAUGUGACUACAGGACAACCACCCAGGGGAUUGCAGUUUACUUUAGGCAUGAAAAAUGAUCCUGUUAUGGUUGAUACCAUUGUUAUGGCUAAUUUGGGGUAUUUCCAGCUAAAGGCAAAUCCAGGUGCUUGGACAUUACGUCUGCGUGAAGGAAGAUCAGAAGAGAUUUACCAUAUAUUUUCACACAUGGGCACUGAUUCCCCAUCAGAUCAAGAAGAGAUUAUUGUCGUACUGAAUAAUUUCAACAGCAAAAUAAUCAAAGUACAUGUGCAGAAGAAACCAGAUCAAAUACAUGCAGAUCUUCUUAGCAGUGAGCCAGAGGAGAAAUCCGGUUUGUGGAAUUCACUUAUGAGUUUCACAGGGGCAGGAAAUAUAGAAGACAAAGAAAAGAAACAUGAUGUUUUAAAUAUUUUUUCUGUUGCUUCUGGUCACUUGUAUGAGCGCUUUCUAAGAAUUAUGAUGCUUUCAGUUCUACGGAAUACAAAAACACCUGUGAAGUUCUGGUUUUUAAAAAACUAUCUGUCGCCUAAGUUUAAGGAAAUCAUUCCCUUUAUGGCAGAGAAGUAUGGAUUCCAGUAUGAACUGGUGCAAUACAAAUGGCCUCGGUGGCUUCAUCAGCAGACUGAAAAACAACGAAUAAUAUGGGGUUAUAAAAUUCUUUUCCUGGAUGUUCUUUUCCCACUUGCAGUGGAUAAAAUUAUCUUUGUUGACGCUGACCAGAUUGUCAGAGCAGAUUUGAAGGAACUACGGGAUUUUAACCUUGGAGGAGCACCCUAUGGCUACACUCCCUUUUGUGACAGUCGUAAAGAGAUGGAUGGGUAUCGUUUUUGGAAAUCUGGAUAUUGGGCAUCACAUCUGGGGCAUAGAAAAUAUCACAUUAGUGCAUUAUAUGUUGUUGACCUGAAAAAGUUCCGAAAGAUUGCUGCAGGAGACAGGCUUCGUGGGCAGUACCAGGCUCUUAGCCAAGAUCCAAACAGCUUGUCUAACCUGGAUCAGGACUUGCCAAACAACAUGAUACAUCAAGUAUCCAUUAAAUCUCUUCCACAAGAAUGGCUGUGGUGUGAAACAUGGUGUGAUGACAAGUCCAAGGAGAAAGCCAAAACAAUUGACUUGUGCAACAACCCCAAAACUAAAGAACCCAAAUUAAAAGCUGCAGCUCGGAUUGUCCCUGAAUGGACAGAGUAUGACACAGAAAUAAGGCAGCUGCUAAAAGACAUCGAAGAGCAGAGUAAAAAUAUAACUGCAUCCUCUGGAAAUGGCUUGAAACACGAUGAACUAUAGCGUUGGGCAGUAUCAGGGACAACAGUGGGGCCUACUUUAUCUUUCUGCAAAGACAUUUCAGGGAACAAAAACCAAUAACAAAAGGACUUUGUUUCAUUGGAUGUGAUGGAACGUUCCACAUGGAUUAUUUGCUUAACAAGCUGAGGAAGAAAAACAUUGCAGGCUCACCCAAGCUAUUUUUACAGAGCUAGGCAUACAUCUUUUUCUACUUCUAUGUUGGCACUGGUUUGUAUAAAAUGGGAGUUAUGAGGAACUGCAGCUCUUUCCCGCUACACGGUCAGUUUCUAGUUUAACAGACUAAAGCACAUAAAUUAUAUAGAGUGAAUGUACAAUUUUAUUUCUACACCAGAAGUGGUGGUUUCAGAACACCAUGCACUUUGCUUUCAGCGUGCAGAGACAUCUUUGUUACUUCCGAAGUAAAAUUGGUUUCUCCACACGGUGGGGGAAGUGAGGAUUAAUAUUGUACAUUAUUUACCCCAUUUCUUUUAUAUAUGUAGAGCAGUCUCUGUGUCAGUGUCCCCCUGUCCAUUUUUAUACUCAUGGUCCUCUGCUUCUUAGACAACAUUGCUGAUGUUUUGGGGGUCAGGCACAAAAUGUAAAGGCAGCAGCAGUGGUGCUGUUUUGUAAGGCAAGUACUGUAUAUAUUGUUAUUAAAAUAACUGCAUUUGUUGAUCUUAUUUAUAAAGCUUGCCAAAACAUGGCACUGAAGGCCAGAUCAAAGUGCCCCAGGCUUUUUGUAAGUAAAGGGGUCUAAAUGGCUUAUGAUGACUUUGUCUUCAAAAAUACACUGCUUGUUCAUUUUAGAGCUUUUGUUUUCUAGUAUGUUAGCUGUACCCACCAAAUUACAUAUUUCCUUCUGAAUGUGUCACAUCAUCCUUUAUUUUCAGGGACAGUCCCUAGUGUUCCUAGAAAUGUGCUUCUUUUUUAAAACGGACCAACUGCACUACAAUUAGGAUAUCACUUCUCUGUGUCUGUAGUAAUUUUGUAACCUAUAUUCAAAAUGUGUGUAUAAAAGACAAUUAUGUUUGUGUGAUCAUUAAACGUGUCCUAUAUAG
This is a messenger RNA of Xenopus tropicalis (tropical clawed frog), 5758 nucleotides long. RefSeq names its product UDP-glucose glycoprotein glucosyltransferase 2 (gene uggt2). Lineage: Eukaryota; Metazoa; Chordata; Amphibia; Anura; Pipidae. The record is from RefSeq and is a predicted model, not a curated record. The transcript has 40 exons. Gene Ontology annotation, biological process: glycoprotein biosynthetic process; UDP-glucosylation. Gene Ontology annotation, molecular function: UDP-glucose:glycoprotein glucosyltransferase activity. The coding region runs from base 150 to 4703 and encodes 1517 amino acids. Gene Ontology annotation, cellular component: endoplasmic reticulum lumen.